AAAUGAUCAUAUAAGAACUGGAGAAAAGCUGGGCUGAAUUCUUUUGGGGGUUAUCGUUGAUACUUGAGAAAAAGAGAAAAUGUUUAGUUUCAUUGCACUAAUUGGCAAGAUGGAUUGUGAGUUUAGUAUUAUCCGUAGAAUGCUCGAUAAAGACCUUCUCCACUCGGAAAUGGGAUGUACCGAUAGUAGUGAGGUUGGUGGACCACUGAUUUUCAUUGUUCACUUUGAUUUGCAAAGUGGCAUUUUUAUGCCCCCGCACCGAUGUGUAGCGUACCGAUAUGUAAUUAGAUUAGUUGGUUGUGGUCUGGUUAUUCUAGGGCUUUGUUGUUCCCUUUGUAGUUUUAGCGUGAGGUAAUUCGGAUGUAAAUGUGGUAUUCUGGAAAGAUAGGUAACAAGAGAUGACACGGCUGAAAUGGUGCAUCUUUCAGCCGGGUUGCUGUAAUUUCAACUGAAGUCGAAAAAAACAUGUCUUACAAAACCUAAUUUCCUAAAACUUUGUUUCAAGGAUUUAGGUAAACGUCAAGCGUUAUUAACGAUGAGUAGACGACCUGGACCACCUUCGAUUGAUGGCUUAUAUUCCCUCAAGAUUGAUAACAUAUCAUAUCAAACGGCACCACAAGACUUACGUCGAUUGUUCGAAAAAUAUGGCGAAAUAGGUGAUAUCCACAUUCCGCGUGAUCGUUACACCAAGCAAAGUAAAGGAUUUGGUUUCGUACGCUUUUAUAGUCGACGAGAUGCAGAAUAUGCGAUGGAUCGUAUGGAUGGACGAUGGGUCGAUGGCCGUGAGAUCCGUGUUGCCAUGGCACGUUAUGAACGACCAAUCGAUGAACGUAGCCGUAAUGGUGGUAGUAGUGGUUACAGAAGCAGUCGACGUUCGCGAUCGCGUUCACGUUCACGUUCACCACGACGUCGACGUUCCUCAACACGAAGCCGUAGUGGCUCACGAUACAAUGAAAGACGUUCGACUUCCCGUGGUCGAAGUGUUUCACACGACAGGUCUCCAGUAUCUCGAAGGUCUGCAAACUCGAGUAGCCCACCAGCCAGGAAUGUUUCCCGAAGUCCUCCACCUCGCGAUUCUCGCAGUCCUGUGACGCGUGAUCGAGACAGACCUGAUGAUGCAUCAAAUGGAAAUGAUACUAAUUACUGAUUCGUUUAUGUUUUGGCUUUGAGCAAGACAUUACUCUAAUGAAAUUGUGUUUUAAGACAUUUUACUUUAGUUUAACAUAUUUGCUUCGCUUUCUAAGAAGUAUAAAUGUCUCUACAGAAAUAUUAAUUGUAGGGAUGCAACAGAUAUUGCGUUGCAUAAAUCGGUAUUAAAGUAGACCUGCUAGACCAUUUCAUCGAUGAACGGAUUUUAGGUUAUAUGAGAUGAUGCUGGAAAAUGCAUUAACUAAACUGUUGCGAGAUGUUACAGUGAGGAAAACGAAGAUUUUUUUAUCUAAGAUUCAUUUGUAUACUAAGCAUUAAUUUGUUGUUCCAAAUUUUUGAUUUUCAAAAUUUCCUUUUUUCAACUCUUGGCUCUUUGUGUUAUGCAUAUCUUGCUGUGGUUAAUUAAUGAAUAUUGUUUAAGUCGUUUCAUGACGUAUAAAAUUAAGUUCAAGACAUAGUUGCUUCUGGAUUCUACAUUAGUGGAGAUUUGCAUAGCAAAAAGUUCAUGGCUUAACAUCAUUCGUGGAUUGCACUGUGAUCUUUAAUCUUGUUACAUUGUUUAUAGUUGAAGUUCUAAAUUGAUUCUUGAAUUUAUUCAAAUUUAUCGCAUAAACUUACCUCCU
Molecule: messenger RNA, 1772 nt
Organism: Loa loa (African eye worm)
Lineage: Eukaryota; Metazoa; Nematoda; Chromadorea; Rhabditida; Onchocercidae
Exons: 3
Coding region: 536-1147 (203 amino acids)
Molecular function (GO): RNA binding
Source: RefSeq, a predicted model, not a curated record